UGCAGUACCUUAUGCUUUCCUCAUCUCUUCCCCUCACAUCAUCUCAUUUCACUCCUCCUGCUCCUCAACAGUGACUAAUCCAAGCCAGAAGCAGGUAGAAAAGAGCAGAUGUUCUGAGGUAUCCUACCAGGACCGAGCUACUACUACUGUCACUGUGUUACUAGCUAGCUCAGGUACUUUCAACAUUCUCUGAUCUAUGUACAGAUCGGUUGGUAGGAUGUCUCUGCUGCUUUGUUGGGCAGUGAUGGCUCUGCACCUCGCAACAGGGGUGGAUGCUGCCUCGGGGGUGGUGAACACUACAGAGGAGGAGGUGGAAGGGGUGGACUCCCAGUCACCAUGCCCAGCCGGGUGGCAUCAGAAUGAGCAUCGCUGCUUCUCCUUCUACCCCGUCUGGGCCACCUGGGCCACUGCAGAGUCGUACUGCUCCCAGCACAGAGGGAACCUGGUGUCGGUUCACAGCCCUGGUCAACAGAUGUUUGUCCAGGAUCUGGUCAGGAGACACACAUACCAGCCGGUCUGGAUAGGAGGCUACGACGCAGCUCUGGAGGGGAUGUGGCUGUGGAGUGACGGCUCAGCUGUUGACGAUGUUUACUGGGAGGAGGAUGAGCCCAGUAACUCUGGACAGGGGGAGAACUGUAUGGAGCUACACACUGGAGGUGGGCAGGGUUGGAAUGACGUGUCCUGUGGAGAGCUGAGGUUCUAUGUGUGUUCUAUGGAGACAAGAUCUAGUUUAGCAGCAUUGCCAAGUCAGAAGGAAGCAGACGAGAGAG
This is a messenger RNA of Salmo salar (Atlantic salmon), 770 nucleotides long. The record is from RefSeq and is a predicted model, not a curated record. NCBI's taxonomy places the organism in Eukaryota, Metazoa, Chordata, Actinopteri, Salmoniformes, Salmonidae.